AUGGAGUCUAGCAAGGACGUCGUCGUCCACGAUGCGAAACGAGCAAAGCUGAGGCUAGCAACCGCCGAUCACCAUGGCGGCACCGCCGCCGCCGGGUGGCAAAAGGAUCUCAUCAGCGGCCUCUGCGACGACGUGCUCCUGCGCAUCCUCGGGCUGGUCCCCGACGCGACCGACGCGGUGCGCACGGGCGCGCUCUCGCGGCGGUGGCGCGGCCUCUGGACGCGCGCCCCCGCGCUCCGCUUCACCCUGUGGCCACGGAACAGAAUCUGUUGGCCGCAUAGGCUAGACAACGCCGAGCGAUUCAUCGCCUUCGCCAGCAACGUCCUCGCUCUGCGCGCGCAGCAAUCAGGCGACGCCGCCAUCGAGCACCUGAAGAUCUCGUUCCCAUUCGACUUUGAAGGCGACACAGAUCAGCUCCUCCGGCUACAGUCCAUCCGCGCCGCGGAGACGUGGAUCCGGUGCGCUGCGCAGCAAUCGGUGAAGUCUUUCUGCUUCGACCAGCGCCUCCCUCGACGUCCUAUACCUGCCGCAGAGAACGGGGAUGAGGAAGAUGAGGACGAAAGAGACGAGGGGCCUGACGUGAUGGUCCUCGACGACCUUCCGAGCUCUGAAAAGCUCGAGACCAUGAGUUUGGAUCUAGACGGCGGCUGCAGAGUCCGGCUCCCUUCCGCCGUGGUGUUCGCGUCGCUCGUGGAUCUCACGAUCAAGUUCAUGAAGGUGGCGGCCGGGAGCGGCCACCUCCUUGCCCGCCUCUUGUCGUCGGAUUGCUGCCCGAGCCUGCAGAAGCUCUGCAUGUGGUUCGUCCGGCUGCCUUCUGGGAUGAACGAGCUGCUGCUCGAGAACAGCUCGCUGCUGGAGCUGACGCUGGAUGACAUGGACGACAUGUCGCUGAUCGAGCUGAGGACUCCCAGCCUUCGGGUUCUCGAGGUCAAGGAGUGCAUGGACCUUGAGGUGCUCGUGGUCUCUGCCCCGAGGCUUGAGGAGCUCAUGUUCUUGGAAAACAGUUCUCAGGUUCUGAUCGACGGGGACUUGUCGUCCGUGGGGAGGCUCAAGCUUGACUUCCAGAUGAUCAAUGCUUAG
Setaria italica (foxtail millet) is the source of this 1080-nucleotide messenger RNA. Its product is annotated as F-box/FBD/LRR-repeat protein At1g80470. The record is from RefSeq and is a predicted model, not a curated record. The transcript has 2 exons. Lineage: Eukaryota; Viridiplantae; Streptophyta; Magnoliopsida; Poales; Poaceae. Gene Ontology annotation, molecular function: protein binding. The coding region runs from base 1 to 1080 and encodes 359 amino acids.